AUGGAGGAGAGCGGGGAGGCCUCAGCGGAGGCUUCCGGGGACCGUGCGUCUUCAGACACAAGGCGCCGCUUGCAGCAGCAGCAGCAGCAGAAACAGGCCCAGAGAGGAAGUGCAAAGGACUUUCGUAGCCUCACGGAUGAACGAGCAAAGGCAUUGUUGGAAUACAGGGCACGGUGCACAUCGGCGCGUUUCUGGAUCCAAAGCGAGCUGCUAGAUCUUCGCGUUGGCGGGUGGCCGCCAUGCGCCGGCUGCGCCUUGGGUGACGUUUCUUCUACGAACACCAGAGCAGGCGAUUCCGUUGCUCAUUCAGAUGGCUGCCGGAGCUCUGACCCGGGCGUGGUGGGGGACCUUCCCAACCUUAUCCGACAGCACCUCACUUGCCCUUUACUUUCGCGUUUGCUGCAGCAAGAUCCCAUCCUUAGUGGCAAGUUAGCCACCCUCGAUCGCGUGUUGUGGCAGCGUCGUUCGAAGCACGAGACGCAGACGCCUGGCUGGAUGAGUCACGAGCCUCUGUGCCCUGAUUGUUGCUCAUUUGGAGCUCCCCAAGCGGCUGCAGAUCUCCUCAGUACAGCUGCCGCCCCUGCAGGGACAAACAACCACGACUCCUCCCGCACGAGCACAAUGGACUCGGUUGUCGGGGGAGAAGGAGCGACUGCUGAGGGUGUGCGUCCGUCGAGGACCAUUGAAGAUGAAAGCCGGCCUGUCACUGCCUGGGUAUCUUGCAAGCAAUGUAUGGAGCACUUCGCUUACAUCGUUGCCUCCUUACUGGUAUUCCUCAAGCCUUCAGAGCUCCGGGAUUUGGCGGUGGAGCGGCAAGAGUCGCAGUGCUGUGGCUUUGUGUUCUGCGGCAGGCGGAACAUCUCGACUCCUGAAAAGCGGCGCGCAGCGUUGUGGCGGUGGACACUAGACUUUGGAGGGAGCAAGGCCCUUUCGGAGGAUGAGCUGGUGCAGUUCUGCUGCAGUCGCUGCUGCAACCGCCAGCAGCAGCUGUUGCGUCUUUUGGACGAGGAGCCCAUGUACACUCGGCCGGGAAUAAAGGAGUGGAUUAGUGAUGCUCUGCAGCGGAAGGCCGCCUACCGUCCUCACCCGCACGGCUUGCCUGAGGAAGGCCGGGCUAAGCCAACGGGGGAAACUGACCUGCAGGGGCAGCAACAGCAGCAGCUAGGAGGGGCAAGAAGUUCUGAUCUCGAUAUUCCACGCGCUAUGGGCCUGCGACCAGCUGUAGAUAUGGACGAGUUGCUGGGGGACGAUGCGGGGAGGCUGAUGGAACCUGUGCUGGAGAAACGGCCUUCCUGUGUCUCCUUCUCCACGGAGUCUUCUAGUGCAGAGCUUACCAAGCUGGACGGCAGUCUAGAGUCCGAGGGCUUUAGAGUUCCUCUGACGGUAGACGACGAGAGCAGUGCAGAUGAGGCGCCAACGAAAGCUAGUAACAACGGGGACAGCCGUGGAUCAUGCACAGGUGGGGAGGGGCUCGCAGUGGGGGGUCAUGCUGCUGCUGCCACGUUGGGAACACAGGGUGGGGCAGCUGCGACGAAUAACACCCUCUUGUUGGAGUACAGCUCCCCAUCAAUCGCUAAUCAAGGGCCCAAGGCCUCCAGUCCUGCCAGCCACACAGGGGACUUCGAGCAUUUCGUUGGGACCUGUGUAUGCGGGUCCACAAAGGAAGUGCCUCCGACUAGUCCAAAGAUUGAAAGGGCCUUAACAUCCUCUCCGCCAGGAGGCGCGAGCGUGGGCCUAAGUAGGACGGAUGGGACCGCAGCGGCUGAACGGCACGUGGAGCAGCGGGGGGAACCCAGCUCUGCCAACGCUGGGGAAGAGAAUUCGCAUACCGAGGCCCCGCUGAAGUCUCGUGGGUCCCGCGUUCGGUUUGCAGAUGACGACGAGGAAGAAGGGCUAGACGGAGAUGGUGAUGGGGAGUCGGCGGCUUCUGUCUUCAAGCACUUCUUCAACCUACAUGACGAAGAUGACGGGCCGGGGUUUUAUGCUCGCUUAGACCGGCAGGCAGCAGCAGGUAGUUCACAUGCCGCAGGCAGUCAGACGCGAAACGGUACUGGAGAACUCAGAAGUAUCCUCAAGCCCCCCACUGAGCCUGUGGAGCCAUCCCCUCCCCCUGCUAGCUCCAGUACUGAAGCUCAGAUGGGUUACAUGCGGCUGUCCGACGUAGUAAUUGCAUUCGACCUUUUGUCUUCCUGUUGCACCGACGCGUCGGCGAGAUUCCUUGCUAACUACCACCGUCGGUUCUGCACGUGCUCCUGUGAGGGUGCUGCUCCAGCAUCGGGAGAUACGAAUGCCCAGAAUUCCGACGGCGAUGAGUCCCCUAAGCUUGAGACGGCCUCGGAUGAGGGCGAGACGAGGAAUUUCCACUUGCGCAAAGCGGGGGAAGGGGACGAGUCAGAUAACGUCUCGUGCGUGGACGGGGAGUCAGGGGAUGAUAUUGAGCCGACGGAGUUGUGGAAGAGAAGACAACAGCAGCUGCUCAAGGCCAUCUUGAGGAGCCUGCCACCCGCCGCCGAUAAUUUUACGGCGAGCAUCACGGAGCUAUGCGAAACUCUUCAACCGCUUCAGAGACGCCCUCCGCCCUGCUCUAUCGAGGGCAGAGCUGAGGGAUUCGAAGCUUCGGAUGCAGCAGCGUCGUUUUAUUUCGAUGACGCUCUGACAAUUGCCAGGGAAGAAGACGUAGGACUGGAGUUGGUAGACUUUGUUCGGUCUACUAUUCACAAGUCUGCCCCUUGCCCUGGUCCAGUGCGUCCCGUCGACACGCCCAUAGCAGGGGAGGCAGCGGAGGCACCGAUGCAGCAGUAUGAAGAGAAAGCUAUGCAUAUGCUGCUAGAGUCAAUCUUCUCUCGUAUGACACAGCCGAUCAUGCAAUUACAGGAACCACCUCGUCCGUCUGUCCCGACAGCCCCAUAG
Messenger RNA from Eimeria acervulina, 2910 nucleotides. RefSeq lists its product as hypothetical. NCBI's taxonomy places the organism in Eukaryota, Apicomplexa, Conoidasida, Eucoccidiorida, Eimeriidae. The coding region runs from base 1 to 2910 and encodes 969 amino acids. The record is from RefSeq and is a predicted model, not a curated record. The transcript has 4 exons.